Molecule: messenger RNA, 1401 nt
Organism: Phascolarctos cinereus (koala)
Lineage: Eukaryota; Metazoa; Chordata; Mammalia; Diprotodontia; Phascolarctidae
Product: oxaloacetate tautomerase FAHD2A, mitochondrial
Molecular function (GO): catalytic activity
Source: RefSeq, a predicted model, not a curated record
GAAGCGCGGAGCCUCUCGGGAGUUGUAGUUCUGGGUGCGGGAGAUGUUGGUAGAGGUUACCCAGAAAGGUCCCCCUCCCACAACCUUUUAACCUUUGACCUCAGCGACCCUGGGCCUCCCCUUCCCCUACCAGGCCUAAAUACGUUAUUGCAGUGCGCCGGAGAAGCAGAAGCAGAAGCUGCCGCCCAGGGCCAGGACUUUGAACAAGGUUUCCCAUCCGUGUAGAGAUUUUGGCAUAAAGGGAGCUGGUGGUUAGAGCAUCUUGCUGACCUUGCAUUUAAGGUUCUGAUGUUGGUGCCUGUUUCAAGAACCCUAUUUACAACUCUGCUGCAGAAUCAUAAGGUGUUCUAUCAGAUCUCCAGAGGCAUGAGACUGGUCCAGUUCCAAACCCCUCACCUGAAAGGGCCUCACCUGGGACUAGAGGAGAAGGAUGGUGGUGGGGUGAUUGACCUCAGUGCCUUUGACCCUGGCCUGCCCAAGACCAUGAGGGAGUUCCUAGAACAGGGAGAAACUGCCCUCUCUGUGGCAAGAAGAGCUUUGGAAUCUAAGCAGCCAGUUCUGAAACGGUCAGAGGUUACUUUUCUGGCCCCCAUCACCCAGCCAGACAAAGUGGUGUGUGUGGGCAUGAACUAUGUGGACCACUGCAAGGAACAGAACGUGCCGGUGCCGACAGAGCCCAUCAUUUUCAGCAAGUUUAGUAGCUCUAUCGUGGGACCCUACGAUGAUGUUGUCCUGCCUCCUGAGAGCAAAGAGGUGGACUGGGAAGUGGAACUGGCAUUUGUCAUUGGAAAGAAAGGCAAACAUAUUAAGGCCACAGAUGCCAUGGCUCAUGUGGCUGGGUUCACUGUGGCACACGAUGUGAGUGCUCGUGACUGGCAAAUGAGGCGCAAUGGGAAGCAGUGGCUGCUUGGAAAAACCUUCGACACCUUCUGCCCUCUGGGUCCUGCCUUGGUGACCAAAGAUUGUGUAGCAGAUCCGCACAACUUGAAGAUCUGUUGCCGAGUGAAUGGGGAGGUAAUGCAAAGCAGCAGUACUAACCAAAUGGUGUUUAAGACAGAAGACCUAAUAGCGUGGGUCUCACAGUUUGUCACCCUGUAUCCUGGGGACGUCUUCCUGACUGGGACCCCACCAGGUGUUGGUGUGUUUAGGAAACCGCCAGUGUUUCUCAAGAAAGGAGAUGAAGUCCAAUGUGAGAUUGAAGGAUUGGGAACCAUCAUCAACAGGAUGGUGUGAUACCAUUACUCCUGGGACUGCCAAGCUCUAUUUCUUAGCCAGUCUUUGCUGAUCAGCCCCACAACUCUUCUUUCUACUUCUUCUUUGCCAUAAAGGCACUGAGAAGUGCAUAUUAUAAAGAGGAAGAAAGUGAUCUGUUGAAUGCCUUCAGCAUCAUGGAACAUCACC